ACUCAAGCUGCAGAGCGUGCAGUCUGGGGGGAAGUGUCGGUUCGACCUGUGACACACGUCCGUGUAAAUGAUAUCUUCCGCGGGGGUCGUCAGUCAUGGAGCUUCUCGUUCGAUAUUUGAAUAGAAGCAAUUCUGUCAGCUCUGACAUUACUCAAGAUCUCAUCAAGGAGGAGAGCCUGAGAGAUGACCUGAAGUAUUACUUCAUGAGUCCGUGUGAGAAGUACAGGGCCCGACGACACAUUCCCUGGAAAAUGGGGGUCCAGAUUCUGAAGAUCGUCAUGAUCACUACACAACUCAUCCUGUUUGGCCUCAACAACCAGCUGGUGGUUGCCUACAAAGAGGAAAACACCAUGGCCUUGAAAAACCUUUUCCUGAAGGGUUACAGUGGGGUGGACGAGGACGACUACAGUGUUUCUGUCUACACGCAGCACGCCGUCUACGACAGCCUGUUUUACCUUCUUGAUCGGUGCAGCCAGCUGGGUCAGCUCUCUGUGGGGCCCAUCAGUUAUGCAGAGGAUGAAGAUGGGAAGCUGAAGCCCCUCACCAUCUGUAAGGAGUACUACAAAAAAAGCAGCCUGGAGCCUUCAGAUGAGGCUUAUGAUAUUGAUGCCCAGCUGGAGACGAUCUGUAUGUCGCAUGCUCCAAAUACAGCACACGAGUGGAAAACUCAGAACGCCUCCUUUUUUCAUAUGGACUUUUACAGGCUUGUUGACAUCAAAAUAACGUUUGAGCUGAAGGGAAUCAACCUACAGACCGUCCGAUCCCGGGAGCUACCUGACUGCUACUCCUUCUAUGUUACCAUUACAUUUGAUAAUCAGUGUCACAGCGGGAAGGUGAAAAUAUUCCUGGACAUAGAUUUUGAAAGCAGUGCGUGCCGGGACUGGAAGAUCUCUGGAACAGCUCAGAAGAACACACACUAUCUGCUGAUGUUUGAUGGUUUUGUCGUCCUGGUUUGCAUCACAUCAACAGCACUGUGCGCUCGUUCCAUCAUACUAGCUGUCAAGUUGCUCCAGAGAUUCUCACAUUUCUUUCGCGAUAACUUCAAUCGUAAAGUGUGUAAGGACGACCAGGGGGAGUUUCUGAAUGGCUGGUAUGUGCUGGUCAUCGUCAGCGAUCUGUUGGCAAUAACUGGAUCAGUACUGAAGAUGGAAAUACAAGCAAAGAGUCUAACAAGUUAUGAUGUGUGCAGUAUCUUCCUGGGAACGUCUACAUUAUUGGUGUGGGUUGGUGUGAUCAGAUACCUGGGAUACUUCCAGAAAUACAAUGUUCUGAUUUUAACCAUGAAAGCAGCCUUCCCUAAAGUCCUGCGUUUCUGCUGCUGCGCUGGCAUGAUCUACCUCGGAUAUACGUUCUGUGGGUGGAUCGUUCUGGGGCCGUACCAUGAGAAGUUUGAGAGUCUGAGUCGGGUUGCUGAGUGCCUGUUUUCGUUGCUGAAUGGUGAUGACAUGUUCACCACCUUCGCCCAGCUGAAGGACACAAACACUUUGGUUUGGCUCUUUAGUCGGACGUACCUGUACUCCUUCAUCUCCCUCUUUAUCUACAUGGUGCUGUCGCUCUUCAUCGCCCUCAUCACUGACUCCUAUGAGACCAUCAAGAACUACCAGAGAAAUGGUUUCCCACUGACGGACUUGCAGAAAUUCCUUCAGGAUCAUAAAGAUUUUCUUGUUGUGGAGGAGAAUGGCCAGACAGACGUUGAGCUCAGUAACUCUGUACGCUUCUGCUGCUACUGCCAACGGUAUGACGGCGCUCGCAUCAAUGUUAAAAUGCUUCAGUAA
This is a messenger RNA of Nematolebias whitei (Rio pearlfish), 1775 nucleotides long. RefSeq names its product mucolipin TRP cation channel 2 (gene mcoln2). Gene Ontology annotation, cellular component: membrane. The record is from RefSeq and is a predicted model, not a curated record. Bases 96 to 1775 code for a protein of 559 amino acids. The transcript has 13 exons. Gene Ontology annotation, molecular function: NAADP-sensitive calcium-release channel activity. NCBI's taxonomy places the organism in Eukaryota, Metazoa, Chordata, Actinopteri, Cyprinodontiformes, Rivulidae.